AACGAUUUGACCUCUAGCCAAUCGCCAUUGGGGAGCGACGGAGCUCUGUUCCUUAUUCUUCCCCCAACCUCACUCCUCCGCCGAACAAGCCUCCAGGCCUCCCUCCAGCGGGCGAAGCACGCCAACUCGAAGGAUUUUUCUCCCAUAGUCGUCGCCAUCGUCCUAUCCCGCUCUGCCCAACUGCCGACGAGAGGAGAUACACCUGCAUGGCGAUGGCGGAGUUCUAACCGCAGUUGGUUUUCCAGUAAUUUGGGGGGUUCAACAGUUCAACAGAACCCCCAAAACCUACGUUAGAUCCGCCCCCCUGCCGAGCUCCGCUACAUAUAUGAUACUGUGACGGCAUUGUACAGUCCUUCGCUCCUUACUUUGCGCAUUGGUGAGGUUGAGACUUUUUAAUGGGCCAGAUGGUUUCCGAUGGUGUUGUCCAAGAACAGGCAGCUCGCAAUGUCGGGAUCAUUAAGAAUGGAAGGGAAAUCCUAUUGCAGGCUUUUAACUGGGAAUCCCAUAAACACAAUUGGUGGAGUAAUUUAGAGGGCAGAGUUGCCGACAUUGCUAAAUCUGGGUUUACAUCAGCAUGGUUGCCUCCACCGACACAAUCGUUAUCUCCAGAAGGCUAUCUGCCACAGAACCUGUACAGCCUUGACUCUUGUUAUGGUUCUCUUCAGCAGCUAAAUUCGUUGAUUCAGAACAUGAAUGACCACAAUAUAAGGGCUAUGGCUGAUGUUGUUAUUAACCAUCGAGUUGGGACUACUAAAGGAUUAAAUGGGAUGUAUAAUCGUUAUGAUGGUAUCCCAAUAUCAUGGGACGAACAUGCUGUUACAUCUUGUUCUGGUGGGAAGGGGAAUAAAAGUACCGGCGAUAACUUUGAUGGGGUUCCCAACAUAGAUCAUACCCAGCCAUUUGUAAGGAAGGAUAUUAUUGAAUGGCUGAUCUGGCUUCGGGAAACCAUUGGAUUUCAAGAUUUCCGCUUUGAUUUCACAAAAGGUUAUGCUUCAAAGUUUGUGAAAGAAUACAUUGAGGAAUCAAAGCCUCUUUUUGCAGUGGGGGAAUACUGGGACAGCUGUGAAUAUGCCCCCCCUGACAACCAUCUGAGCUACAAUCAGGAUAAACAUAGGCAGAGAAUUAUCAAUUGGAUAGAUAGCACUGGAGGACUUUGCGCUGCGUUUGAUUUCACAACAAAGGGCAUUCUUCAGGAAGCUGUGAAAGGAGAGUUGUGGCGUUUGCGCGACCCUGAAGAAAAGCCACCUGGUGUGAUGGGGUGGUGGCCUUCAAGAUCAGUCACAUUUAUUGAAAAUCAUGACACAGGGUCAACUCAGGGCCAUUGGCCAUUUCCACCUGACCAUGUCAUGGAGGGAUAUGCUUAUAUACUUACGCACCCCGGAAUCCCCACAGUGUUCUACGAUCAUUUCUUUGACUGGGGAGAUUCUUUCCAUGAUGAAAUAGCAAAACUGAUGGAGAUUAGGAAAUCCCAGGACAUACACAGUCGUUCAGCUGUCAAAAUUUUGGAAGCAAGCUCAAAUCUGUACUCGGCAAUAAUCGAUGAUAAGUUGUGCAUGAAGAUUGGAGAGGGCUCCUGGUGCCCAAGCGGGCCAGAGUGGAAGCUGGCGGCAUGUGGAGACAGAUAUGCCGUGUGGCACAAGUAGGCAUCAGCGAACCAUAUUUGCGCUGAAGAGAAGAUAUUAGCCUGGUAACUGAAGUACACCACGCCAGAUUACCGCAGCAUACCUACACCCAUCUAUUAUGAAUAACGAUACGUGUGAGUGGAACGGUCCUGAAGAGGCGCUAAUGCCGCGCUUCUCCUGCCUGCCUAGGUUCAGAGUUCUGGGACAAACCUGACCGCCACCUUACUUUAUUCUAGUGCCAAACUUGAAAAUAAAACAAAAUUUUAUUUGGCUAGCCAAUAAUAGAGGGCAUCAUCUAUCUCUUUAUGUAUGAAAAAAAAAAUACAGAAUGUACAUGUAUAAUGUGACUUACGCACAUAGCUGCUUGAUUAUAUAUUAUAUAGAAAAAAGGGUUUCAUGUCUCA
Messenger RNA from Hordeum vulgare subsp. vulgare (domesticated barley), 2026 nucleotides. Its product is annotated as probable alpha-amylase 2. The record is from RefSeq and is a predicted model, not a curated record. Gene Ontology annotation, biological process: carbohydrate metabolic process. The transcript is spliced from 13 exons. Lineage: Eukaryota; Viridiplantae; Streptophyta; Magnoliopsida; Poales; Poaceae. The coding region runs from base 396 to 1643 and encodes 415 amino acids. Gene Ontology annotation, molecular function: calcium ion binding; alpha-amylase activity.